Molecule: messenger RNA, 7142 nt
Organism: Brassica rapa (field mustard)
Lineage: Eukaryota; Viridiplantae; Streptophyta; Magnoliopsida; Brassicales; Brassicaceae
Source: RefSeq, a predicted model, not a curated record
GAUUAAUUAACCCAAGGGGUAUAAGUGUAUAUUGGGAACAAAAAUGAAACCUAUUUUUACCUCUUUAAUGAAACCUAUUUUUGUGACUUUGAGCCUUGAGUGCUACUUUGGGAACAAAAACUUGGUUUGGUGCUAUCCUAGUCUUUUUCUCUUUUACAAAUCAUCUCUCAGUUUCAUUGCUUUGUAUGUAGUUUGUUAGUCUAUCCUCCUGUUUAGGUAAAGAAAUCUAGAAUUUUAGGGUUAAAUAAGUAGUUGAAAUAUUUGGUUUCUAUAGUUUUAUUAGUCAUCUAACUUACUCUUUUCAUGAAAAUGUUAUAGAUGUUGUUGGUCACAUGAAGCUGGUCGAUGGACAGACUCUUCUUGCGCGUCCCAGCCUUGACGAUGUGAAGAUCGCUACCGCUCGACACAUUAUGAUUCAUGUGCAGUCACAUGAUGGACCUGUGAUGAAGCUCUACCUUUGGGACCAUGCUGCAACAGACUUCUGCAAGAAAUUCAACUCCUGUAAAAGCAUUCCCACAGUGCUUUUGGUCACAACUGUUAACACCAAACGUCUCGGAGGUACUCUUGCCCUGACCUCUAUGUCUUCCACACGGGUUUUCAUGGACUAUGAUGUCCAACCAACCAGGGAUUAUUUCUCCUGGCUGAGCUCCAACCCAGAGAUUGCUAAUCAGGUUAGAGCAGACGUCAUCACUAAGCGUGAGACACUGACUAUAGCAGAUAUAUUCUCAUACAUGACUCAAGAAUCUGCAAAGGAUGCCUUUUUUGAGUGCACGGCUACGAUUGAUGAUGUUGUGCAUGGCUCUUCUUGGUACUAUAUUGCAUGCAGUGAGUGCCAUUCUAAGGCUACCAAGGGCCCAUCUUCGUUGAUUUGUACAAACAAAAGAUGUGGGAAGGUUAACACAGCUGGCGUUCCACAGUAUGUUUUCUCUCCCUAAUAUUGAAUUACGCUUUCACUGGUAUUAGUUUUUGGUUAUUACAUUCGUGACGUUAUUUUCUGAUUCUUACACAACAGGUACUGUGCAAAGAUUUCGGUUUAUGACAAGAGCGAACAAGCUUUUUUUGUCCUCCUUGGAGAUGCUGGGCUGAGUUGACUGGGAGGCAUGCAUCCGAGUUGGUUAACAGCUACUUUGAGGCUAAUAAAAGCGAAGGAUCUGACCAUGUGGUGCCUGUCCCGGAAGCUCUAAUCAGCACCAUCGGACAGACACAUAAGUUCUGUGUGAAAGUUACAUACCACAACUUCUCAGGCAAUACCCGAGCCAUAACUGUCACCAAGAUCCUCCCUCUAGACACACCACCACCCAUGGAAGCCUGAGUUGGAAAUGCCAUUGCUGCAACCUCCGAGGAAGCAAUGCAGUCUGGAAGCGACGUCUGUGAACAUCCCAAAAGCCGUGGAGAUUCUCUGGAUGAGGAGAGCAAGAGGACGUGUACCAGGGCUGAUCCAGAGACAGCUAAACGCCCAAGAUGUGAGAAUUGGAGCUUGGGUUCAUUGGUGUUUGAGUGUUUGCUUUCCAGUUCAAGGAUUGGUUUUUUUUGUUUAAAUUUGCUGCAGUUUAAGUACUUUUGGGGUUUUUUAAAGACAAUGCAUUGUCUGUUUUCUAUUUAAGACUUUGUUUCCAAAGCAAUGAAAGCUUACAGGUCUUUGACGCAAAAUUUUGCUUUGUAGCGGGUUCUUGAUUUAGAGCAGCAAUGCUGUUGGAUAGACUACGGUAAACAAUCUGUGUAACAGCCGUAUUGUUGAAGUCAUUUGUGCCCUCAAACUGCCAUAACCAACAUAACAAACCAACCAAAGAACUUUAGGAAAUUUGCCAAAUAAACACCAAUCUGACAUUUAGGAAAUCAAAUAAACACGUUUAAGAACUUUAGGAAACUUGAUUCAUUCACGGGUAACUUUAGGAAAUUUGCCAGAUUUAUGUGUAUCAAAUAUUCUUUUGCUUAGAAGCAAAAAACCCACUCACCCUAGCUAAUCUUCAACGCCUCUCACAUUCCAACAAUUCUGGUUGGCCAGACUCCAAUUCUCACCCACUUUGAAAAGGUAUUGUCACACUAUUAUUUGGCCACGCUCAUUUUAGUUAGUAUUGUGUAGAUUGGUUUGGCCAUAGUGUAUUUCUUUUGAUUGAAUUUUAUUAUAUUCUGGUCUGUUUAUAUGUGCCUUUGAUCCCAUUUUUUAUUCAAGUUUGCUUUGUUUUUAUAAUAUGAAGCCUUAAGCUUUUUCUGUUUUGGUCAUCCAUUACUCAUUAUAUGUUUCACUAGAGUGUAAAAAUUUUGAUGAAAGCUUAUCAUAUUUUGCUCUGUUUUAGUGGGCAAGAUUAUGUUAUUUCAUUCCACUGUUCAUUUUUUAAUAAACUUGAAGACUUGAUUUUUAUCGGUGUUUGGUCCAUUUACGUACAAAUCUCUUUUUAUUUUUUCUAUGGCUUUUCCUUCUUGAAUCAAAAUGUGAAAGGCAUAUACCUAACUGAUAAUAGGUUGGUUGAAAGGAAUGCUGUUUCAACGGAAUGGAUAACCCACCCAACGAUCGACCCAUAGAAACUGCAGGUAAAUAUAUAAUCUCUUGCCUCUUUUUUUCAGGGAAAAAAAUAUCAAGGAUCGAGUAAUUUUUUUUUUGUUUUUUUUGUGGAGUUUAAGUUUUUUUUUUUGUCAAGGAAUUGGAAUAUCCAAUCCAAUCAAACCAUUAUUUAGUUUCUAUUAGCGGAUUCUGCAAAAAAUAAAAAUAAAAAUAUAAAUAUGAAAAAAUUUAAUAUCACAAAACCUAAAAGAUGAAUAUAAUUAAAAUAUAUUUCAAAAAUGGCCCAGAUAAAUGAAACAUAAAUGCCAAAAUUUAAUAGCAAACAUGCAAUGAAACUGAAGGUUUAAUAAACUAAUUUCUAUUGUAAACACAUAUUUGUGAUAGUAAUUAUAUGGGAUGAAAGUAAUAUAUUUUACUAAUUUAUGUUCACUGCUUACUUAAUUCCAGGCUCUCCAACUCAGGAAACAACAACACAUCUACACCAUUUUCUUCAAAAAGUUUCACCAUCUUAUUUAUGAUUUCCGCUUCUUUGUUUUAAAACUUUUACAUCUCCUCUUAAUAACGAUAAUGACUUUCUUCUGAUUUUAAACAUGGUUUAUACCAAAUUUUAUUUUCCAAACAGAUCUACUAUACUCUAGACAACCUAAAAGCUUUUCAAAUCAAAUUAUUUAAACCCAUUUUCCGUGCGUAGCGCGGACAACGAAUCUAGUUAUUAUAAAGAACACUUUUCUCUCCUUCUCCUUUUGCCACGUCAAAACAUAAAAGAAGGAAGAGUCAAUACGUGUCCCGGUCUUACACGAGUUUUUGUUGUGUUUGAGUGGGGGACAAAGCCCAAUCUCAGCCCAAACUUUAAACAUUUAGGAACCCACUAACACCUUCUCCCUCUUCUAGCAUCGUUUUCUUCUCGGUGCCUUAUCUUUCACGAUCGGUUGCCUAACCUAUGUAUAACGCUUUUGUUCUUCAUUGAAUCCACUUCAUAGCAUCUCUCCAUUACCUCCUUCCUUUCAACUCUGCCACUAAGUCAACUUUAAUGACCCUUUUCUCAACCUUAUCUCAAAUCCCUUAUUCUUGAGACUAUAAAUAGAGAUGGAGACCUCACCAAAUCUCACAGCUUCACGAGGUCAAUCAUAUUUCUGCCUUACAAACAUAGUCUGUCAUUGUCUUUUUCAUUGGCUCAAUCGGUUCAUGGUUUCCACGCCAUGAUGAAAUCAAGAGUUUGGCUUGAGAAGAAAAUAAAUCCUAAUCGGUCGUUGUCUUUUUCAUUGUCUCAAUAGGUUCAUGAUUUCUCCGAUAUGAUUAGUAAGGAAUAUCGCCGGGCAGAUGCUUACACGGAGGACAUAUUUCACUCCUCCACCGUGUAAGCAGAACCAUCUAUGCUUUCUCCGGUCGGCUUCUUCCAUAAUAUGAAGCAUAUUAGUGACUGCGGGAGAGAAACAAAGCAGAAGGGUGAUCAGUAAUACACAGAAGAGCAACACCACCGUUGAAGAUCUGAAGAAAAUAUCCAUAGCCGCAGCUUCAGCCAUUAAUGGCUGCAGAAGGAAAUAACUUGGUGGCAUAGGAGGGAGGACAUCACUUGGGGGUUGUGGUGAUCGGGGUUGGUUUGUGUAACGGGCGCCUGCACUUUGUCAAGUUCUCCAACGAGCAGCUUUAGUUUAUCAACAGCACAAGAAAAGGUCAUGUUGGUGCUCAUAUCAAACGUGUCAUUGAAAUCUUAUUUGAGACAAGGCAAGCCUUUACACCAUAGCAAAUAAACGAAAGUUGUUAUGUUAUUAUGAUUGCCAAGGUGUAUUAUGAUGGGAGGGGACUCAAUACAACAUGAUGUUGAUCCUGAUAUAGACAGACCGAUUAUGCUUCAUCCGUUUGCAACUACUGUUACCAAUACUGAUCAAGACCUCUCUCAGAAAAAUAUGUACCCAAAGCAAGGUGAGUAUGAAGCUAUACAAAAAAAGCUUGAAGCUUUAAAAAAUGUAAGCUUUUUUCUUCCGUAAGUAGUCAAUAAGUUCGGUUCAAGAUGUUGGGUCGAUGUUUUAUUUUCUUGAACCGAAAAAGCUUGGCAAAGGGGUAUGAUUUUUACAUGAGGAGAAGCUGAACGAUCUGGAGAUUGACAGUCAAAAUGCCAGAUAUAUUUAGAGGCUAUAUAGCUUAUGCACUCAAGAAGGCACGCAAACGUAGCUGCUCAAGUUGGAUAAGGAAGACCCUUUCUCUCAAGCUUUUUGGUUUAAAUCUUCCAUUUUUCAAACUUCAAUCAAUAAAAGCAUAUUUCAACUUAUUCCCCAGUGUUGAUAGAAUGUCAUAUGUGUUUGUGGUUAUGAUCCAAUUAAGAAUAGCUUUUGCUGAACAAACGUUAGCUGGUUAAAUAAAUAAUAUAUACUGCAAUAUUAUGAACUCAUCUACCCCUACUCAAAUUAGUAAAAAAAUUCCACUACAUAACCCACUCCUGGUGUGUUGGCUCUUGGUGUGUUGGCUCUGAUUCCAUACAGCCAUUGACUCGAACGUUGCUAGUUAGCUUGGACGCACCCACAAAUAUUGGGAGAAGCUGAUUAAAGGAGGAAGGCUGGUUAAUUUGAUGAUAUGACUGCAGAAAGUAUUUGAUUACGCCAGUAAAUUUUUUCAUUGUUGUAGUUGGAUAUUUUCCAUUUUCGGGCUUAGAAAAAAAUAUUAGUCAAUUUAGCUACGUCAAACAUGUUAGGAUAUGAUUUAAGUGGAUUGUCCAUGUGAGCUCUUUUUCUGAACUAAAUACAAAGAAAUCAGGUUGAUUUAUUUUCUAUUAAUUUUGUUUCGUUUGAAUUUGGUUGAUUAGUCUUACACGACGACAAAGUGAAAUAUAGUGAGGAAGCAGAUUGAUGAAAAUAAAUGUCCUUUUCCUCAGUUGUUUACUAAAUAAAAUUAAAAGUUGACAUUUCAGUUUGUGUCUUUACCCAGUAAAAAGUUAGAGAUCGAUAUGGUAUAGCAAUUCUAGAGAAAAAAAAUCCAAAGCAAAGUAACUCUAGAGAAAAAAAGUUGACAUUUCAGUUUGUGUCUUUUUUUUUUUGGUCAAAAAAAAAAUUAAAACAUCAUGAUCAAAAAGAAAAUGCCAACACACUCAAAGGAAAUGAGUUAUGGAAUAUAUAUAUUUAGUUUGUUUAGAAACCAUUAUGAUUCUUAUGAUCAUGAAUGUGAGGAAUUUACUUACUGAUUUUUUUGAGUAAAUAUCUUACUCUCACCAUUUGAAUUGGUCUUGAUCUUCAUUGAUAAAAGUAAGUUUACUUUGCUAAAAUUAUUUUAGUAGAAAACAAUGUUACCUAAAAAACAUAUUCAAAAUUAAUGUUUUAACAAAGACUAAUCUGACAAUUUGUAUAUGUAUAUUAAAUAUGUAAAUCUACAUUAAACACCAAAGUAAUGACCACCUAAAUUAUACUAAUGGUUGACUCAAUAACGAGUUGCCUAAAGAUAGAUCUAAUGGUUGACCACCUAAAUUAUGGAAGAAGCCGACCGGAGAAAACAUAGACGGUUCUGCUUACACGGUUGAGGAGUAAAAUAUGUCCUCCGUGGAAGCAGCUGCCCGACGAUAUUCCUUACUAAUCAUAUCGGAAAAAUCAUGAACCUAUUGAGACAAUGAAAAAGACGACGACCGAUUAGGAUUUCUCUUCUUCUCAAGCCAAACUCUUGAUUUCAUCAUGGCGGGGAAACCAUGAACCGAUUGAGCCAAUGAAAAAGACAAUGACAGACUGUGUUUGUAAGGCAGAAAUAUGAUUGACCUCGUGAAGCUGUGAGAUUUGGUGAGGUCUCCAUCUCUAUUUAUAGUCUCAAGUAUUAGGGAUUUGAGAAAGAGUUGAGAAAAGGGCCAUUAAAGUCGACUUAGUGGCAGAGUUGAACGGAAGUAGGUUAUGGAGAUACACUAUGAAGUGGAUUCAAUGAGGAACAAAAGCGUUAUACAUAGGUUAGGCAACCAAUCGUGAAAGAUAAGGCACAGAGAAGAAAACGAUGCUAGAAGAGGGAGAAGGUGUUAGUGGGUUCCUAAAUGUUUAAAGUUUGUGCUGAGAUUGGGCUUUGUCCCCCACUCAAACACAACAAGAACUCGUUUAAGACCAGGACACGUGUUGACUCUUCCUUCUUCUAUUUUUUGACAUGGCAAAAGGAGAAUGAGAGAAAAGUGUUCUUUAUAAUUAUAGAUACUAAUGGUUGACCACUUAACGAGUUGCCUAAAUUAUAUGUAUUAUAUGUAUUAUACUAAUGGUGACCACUUAACGAGUUGCCUAAAUUAUAUGUAUCUUAUAUAUUAAAACAGAAGUCACAACAUUGAUUCAUGUGUGAUUUUUUUUUUAAAAAUGGACCUAUUCCUAGAAAGUCAUGUUACAUUUAAUAUAUAAUCAUAUCAUUUAAAUUUUGGGCCUAUAAAAUUUUUGUAUUGGGCUAUAAAUAAUUGGAUUUAAACAAUAAAUGAUUCAUUGAAUUUAUAGAUCGUAUAAAUUAAAUAUAUAUAAUUUAAUAUUGUAAUACUUUACAUCUAUAUGCUAAAUAUUUAAAUAUUUGUCGAUGUUAACUUUUAAAAUUAGAAAGAUUUUUUCUUUUAAAUAAAAAAAAUUAUAUUAUCUAACAAUGAUUAAUCUUUACUACCUUAAACCAAUGAAAACAAAUUUUAAACUAUAUAGUUUAUUUU